Messenger RNA from Sphenostylis stenocarpa, 285 nucleotides. The record is from the annotation of a GenBank genome assembly. Lineage: Eukaryota; Viridiplantae; Streptophyta; Magnoliopsida; Fabales; Fabaceae.
AUGAACUUCGAGAGGGCGUGGCAAUACCAGUUUUCAAAGGGGGAAUCACGGAUUGUUGUGUGUGCUAGAGAUGUUAGUAAAAGUUUGCUGGAGAUUGUUUUUGUGUGGAAUGAAGAUUUGAGAGAGGUGAUUUUGGAGGAUGAAGGAGAAGGAAAGGAGAGUGUUAUGGAGGCAUUACAGUGGGGGACCAUGCCAUGCCCAAGCGGCAUCAUCAUUGCUGCGGAUUUAGCCAUCGAUUCUGUAUGCGUUGACCGAAUAUACAACCAAUUGUACCGUAAUGAGUGA